Molecule: messenger RNA, 1626 nt
Organism: Exophiala bonariae
Lineage: Eukaryota; Fungi; Ascomycota; Eurotiomycetes; Chaetothyriales; Herpotrichiellaceae
Exons: 2
Coding region: 1-1626 (541 amino acids)
Biological process (GO): protein phosphorylation
Molecular function (GO): protein kinase activity; ATP binding
Source: RefSeq, a predicted model, not a curated record
AUGGACGCCAGUCUGGCCACGGGAAUAGCCAGCCUUGCGAUACAAUUAUUCUCGGGUUCGCUGAGCAGUUACCGGGCUUUGGUGACUGCAUUUACGCAGGACAUCAGCCUCGAGAUUUUGAGAUGCAAGCUGGAACUCGAGGAGCAACGCUUUAUGCUUUGGGGCGAUGCAUCUCGCAUCUCCCAAGAACAACUUGGAUUUCCUGGCGCGCACAUUGCCUCCAUUCUGAAUUCUCUGCAAGCCAUCUCAAACUUAAUCUCCGAGGCACGAACAUUGGCGGAAAGGAAUGCUGUCCAUCUUGCCACUCAAGAAACUGCCACCAACGUGCCUUCGAACGAAAGCAGAAGUGUUCAAGUUGCCAGUUCAGUCACGCGAACAGCUCGAUGGGUUCUGGACGACAAAGCUAGGUUAGAAUCUAUAAUUCGAGAUUUGAAAGACUUCAAUGAUUCCUUGAACUCACUUCUCUAUCACAAUGACCGCCUCGAGUUGGGGAAGUCAUUUCAGAAGGUGUGCAUCGAGACUCUUAGCACCGAAACACAAAGAAAGCUGGAGAUUCUCGAACAAUCCAAUCUUGAAGAUUAUAGGGAUCUGGCCUUCAUGGCGGCCUUGAGACGCGCCGGACUUCAACUUGAGGGACUAAAUACUGGUGAACAAGUCGAUCUUGGUCUCCGAAGCUCAGAUGGAACUUCAGGUUUCGAAGCUCGAUGGAUCAUCGAUGUGCCAGAAUUACAUUCUCGGGCUCCAGGAGAUACCAUGUUGUGCGUGAAUGGGGAGUCUUUGCAUUUGGAAUGGAAAAAGCUGCCAGAUGUUGGCUCACCAGCUCGACACCGGGUCAUCCAGCGCCUCCAAUUCUUAAUGAACAUCCUAGGGAAGUCUCCUAAGCCAGCUGACUUUUGUGUACUUGAUCUUCGGGGAUUUGCAGUCCACCCCGACCAGGCUUACGUCGCACUGGCAUAUAGUAUUCCACCCACUGUCGUGGCUGACUCUCGGUUUUCUCUUCAAGAACUUUUGACUCUUAAAGAGUUACGGAAAGCCUACAGGCCGCCGUUGGAGGGCCGGGUGCGUCUUGCCUUGCGACUCUGUCGGUGUGUCCUGAUGCUUCAUACAGCGGGCUGGCUUCACAAAGCCAUUCGACCUUCAAACGUGAUGUUCUUCCCGCCCGAGUAUGGCGCUAGUAUUGGUGCCUUAGACAGUGCCUAUCUCAUUGGCUUUGAGAGUGCGCGCGAAGACGAGUUGGCAUUUACCAGCGACACGGUGUUUACUGAGACUUUGUCUACGGAGACGGAAUGGCAAUACUACGAGCAUCCACUUCGUCAAGGGGAGCAGAAGAGGAAGUUUAGCAAGGUCUUUGAUAUCUACAGCCUCGGCCUUGUUUUGCUGGAUAUUGCGCUCUGGAAUCCUUUCACAGCAUCCCUUGAAGGUGUCGAACCGACAAAGGCCAAGUCAUUUGUGUUAAAGCACUUGCUCCAGGGUGAGGUCGCCUUUCGGGUUGGAAGUAUCUAUGAAGACGUGAUUCGACAAUGCAUUACUGGCAACCUAUACAACGUUCGAGGUGUGACGAAGAAUUGGCGCGAAGUCGCGUUCUGGAACAACGUUAUCCAAAAGCUUGAGCUUUGUAAUGCAUGA